Messenger RNA from Vicia faba (fava bean), 954 nucleotides. NCBI's taxonomy places the organism in Eukaryota, Viridiplantae, Streptophyta, Magnoliopsida, Fabales, Fabaceae. The record is from the annotation of a GenBank genome assembly.
AUGAGUAACGAAACCAAAGCAGCAGAGUAUUUCUGCAAGGACUUCGAAUGGGAAGAACUCAGAUCAGAAAUUGAAUCAAACCCUUCUCUUCGCCACCAUUUCGAUUCAUCAUCUUCUUCUAACUCGCAAUCACCUCAAUCAGACGUUCAAGCCUGGAAGCAAUUUCACACUCGUCACUCCUCCGGCAAAUUCUUCAAGGAGAGACGCUAUUUGUUAAAGGAGUUUCCUCAAUUGCUUUCCUCUCACCCGAAUUCUAACCCUAAACUGUUGGAGGUUGGUUGCGGCAAUGGAAGCACCGUUCUUCCUAUUCUACGGGCAAACAAGGAUGUUAUUGUUUAUGCUUGCGAUUGUAGUGAUGAGACUCUUGAUAGAGCUAAGGAAAUUGUAAAUGCAAAUGCAAUUGAUUCGUUUAAGCAUCGUUUUCAUACUUUUUCUUGUGAUGUUUCCACUAAUGGAUUCCCAAAUUGGUUGGCAUGUAACACUUGUAGAGACAAAUUUUUGCAAAACCAGUCAGAUGUUGAAGGGGAUAAUGGAAUGAAUGUUAAGGAGUCGUGUUCAUCGGAAGGAUUUGACUGUUGUGUUGGAGGAGUAGAUUUUGUAACAUUGAUAUUUACUUUAUCGGCAGUACCAUUGGAAAGGAUGCCAAGGUCUAUCAAGGAAUGUUUUAGUGUGUUAAAGCCCGGAGGCAUGGUUUUAUUUAGGGACUACGGCCUCUAUGAUAUGACUAUGCUUCGAUUUGAACCAGACAAGAGAGUGGGAUUCAGGGAAUACAUCCGCUCAGAUGGAACACGGUCAUAUUUCUUUUGUUUGAAUACUGUCCGAAACCUGUUUUUGGGCGCAGGUUUCAUUGAGCUUGAGCUUGAUUAUUGUUGUGUUAAGUCUGUGAAUCGCAAGAACGGGAAGAACAUGCAAAGAGUGUGGGUUCACGGGAAGUUCCAGAAGCCUGCACUGUGA